UAAAACCUAUGACCCAGAACAGUCGAUGACCACUGUAGGCGAAUCCUCACAUCUCUCUGGUACAUCUUCAACAUCUUCACCUGGAUACAACGACAACAAAUACAUAGUGUUUGAGAAGAACCUCAUGGAGCUGUUUGAGAAAUGUCCAAACUGUCGCCGUGCAGCCGAGGUGAAGACUUUCAGACGGGGAACUUUUUUAUCCGUUGACCAAAGAUGCCACCACUGCAAUUUCAUCAAGCACUGGGAAAGCCAGCCAUUGAUGGGGAGCUCACCUGUAGGCAACCUCCAAUUGUCAGCAGCUGUAUACUGCACAGGAUCAUCUUUUAAUCAAGUCUUUAAAGCCAUGCGGCUGCGAAACAUAAGCUACUCUUCAUUCCGUAGACAUGCAACCCGUUACAUUGAGCCAGCUGUAAUACACAAAUGGCACCAGUAUCAAGAUGGUGGAUUGGAGUCCCUUAGGCACCAAAAACUGAAGCUUGGGGGUGACAUGAGAGCAGAUUCACCAGGACACUGUGCAAAAUACGGGACAUACAGUUUGAUGAAUAUGAAAAACAACAAAAUCAUUGCUCUUCAGUUGGUUCAGAGCAAUGAGGUUGGCGGGAGUCACAACAUGGAGAAAGAAGGACUUAUAAGAGGCUUGCAGUUGUUGGACUUCAAGGGCAUGACUGUUGAUUACAUCGUCACCGACCGCCACCCACAGAUUCAGAAGUUCUUGCGGGAAAAUAAAAUAACGCACUACUUUGAUGUCUGGCAUUUGGAAAAAGGUCUAUCCAAGAAAGUUAGCAAGGUGGCCAAGGAGAAAGACUGCGAGGUGAUCCAAAAGUGGCAACGAGGAAUCAGCAACCAUGUCUACUGGUGCGCAACAUCCUCAACUUCAGGCUCUGAGAAGGUUGCAAAGUGGACAUCUCUAUUUAACCACAUGCAAGAUCAACAUGUCCAUGACAACCCUGAAUUCCCUAAAUGUCUGCAUGCUGAACGCAAGAGCAACGCAAAGAAAAAGUGGCUUAAACCAGGUUCCAAGGCCCUCCUCAAAAUGGAGAAGGUACUUGUCAACAAGAGGGUUCUCGGUGACGUGGAGAGACUAAGCUCGCGGUACCAGACAUCUACGCUUGAGGCAUUUCACAGCGUCAUCUUGCGCUUCACGCCCAAAAAUGUUGUCUUCCCUUUCAUUGGGAUGCUGUGCAGACAAUAUCUGGCUGCACUCCAUUUCAACGAAAAUUAA
Messenger RNA from Engraulis encrasicolus (European anchovy), 1222 nucleotides. RefSeq lists its product as uncharacterized. NCBI's taxonomy places the organism in Eukaryota, Metazoa, Chordata, Actinopteri, Clupeiformes, Engraulidae. The record is from RefSeq and is a predicted model, not a curated record. The transcript is spliced from 8 exons. The coding region runs from base 26 to 1222 and encodes 398 amino acids.